Messenger RNA from Nannospalax galili (Upper Galilee mountains blind mole rat), 6024 nucleotides. It is a transcript of the gene Lrrc55, whose product is annotated as leucine rich repeat containing 55. Gene Ontology annotation, cellular component: voltage-gated potassium channel complex. The transcript has 3 exons. Gene Ontology annotation, molecular function: potassium channel activator activity; transmembrane transporter binding; voltage-gated potassium channel activity. Bases 1215 to 2150 code for a protein of 311 amino acids. The record is from RefSeq and is a predicted model, not a curated record. NCBI's taxonomy places the organism in Eukaryota, Metazoa, Chordata, Mammalia, Rodentia, Spalacidae.
GAGAUGGAGGGAGGGGGAAAGGGAGAGACUGAGGAGGGAGGGGAAGACCUGGCUCUGGAGGAAGGCACACGCCAAGGCAGCCUCAGCACCAGCUGAGUUUCCGAAGAGGCAUUCAGAUUCUGUGAACUUUCUUCUAAGCAUCCUCUCUGAGAUUCCCCUUCGGGAUAAAAGAAGGGGCACAGGGGACCACAGGACAGGAAAACGCAGAAGAUGCUGGCCUGGGAUCCGGAGCCGUGGAAGAGAAGAGCUGGGGAGGGGAAGAGCCGGGUAGGCAAUCUGUUCCUAAGCAAGCAAGCAAGGGAGCGAGCGGGGAUUCCAGGCUGAGGGAGGGAGAGCCGCGUCUGCUGCAGAUUGAUGGCUGUGUCCUUGGAACAGAAGUGAAUUCUGCCUCCACCUGCUGAGUGCACAGCUUCCCUGAGCACAGGGUCAGCUUGAAGACAUAGACAGUGCUCUCCUAGCUGAUCCCCAACUGUACUAGUAGAACUCAUGACUUUUUCCAGCUUCAGUGGCCCAGACAAUGGGUGUGACUUGGGUCCCACCCCUCCCUGGGAAACAAAGAGCAUCCCUGGAGAUUCCAAAAGCCACUAAGGCCGAAGACCCAGAUUUUCAGGAGGCCCAUGGGGGACGACACACUUCCCAGGCUUCCUUCCUAAGUCUCCUGCCCUAGGUCUUCCUUGAACUCGUGCCCACUGGGCCACCAGGAGAAAUGGCCCCUGAGACCUUGAACGCUGGAGAUCCAGAUGUAGUCCUGACUUCUUAAUCAGUCUCAAACCUAGGACAGGGCUUAAGUUUUCUUAGAAGAAGUGCCAGGACCUUUAAAGAGCACCUUUCAUCUCCCUCACAUCCUCCCUCCCACACCUCACACACAGUGCCAAGAGGAAGCCUCCAGCAAGCAUGGGUGACAGGGGCACAAAAGAUCUGAAGGGACCCUUCCAGGCCCUGCUGGCUGCUACUCCAACCCCAUCCUGGUUUCCCCCCUUACUCGACCUUUGAUCAUCCUUUCAGACCCUGGGGGACCCUCAUCUGGGUUUCUUGCUCCCCAGACCCCAUAAAGGGACUUUCUGUGGCGCUCAAAAAGCCCUUAGGUGCUUAAAGGCUCCCUGGGAAGACUUGAACCAUGACAGCUCACCCUCAGAAGCUCCCCCUUCCAGACUCAGGCCUCUGACAUAGCUGCUCCCUGUGCACUGACUGUUGGACCCCAGGACACAGACCUCAUGGGCUCCCUACAGCACUGCAGCUGCCAGCUGCCGAAGAGGAGUGACACCUGGGCCCAGCUUCCAUGGCCUGGGCCUCCCCACCCAGCCUUGUUGCUGGUCUUUCUCCUCUUGGCAACUGGGGUGAUGCACACUGAUGCGGGUACUAGUUGCCCAGUCCUUUGUACAUGUCGUAACCAAGUAGUGGACUGCAGUAGCCAGCGGCUGUUCUCCGUACCCCCGGACCUGCCAAUGGACACUCGCAACCUCAGCCUAGCCCACAACCGCAUCGCAGCUGUGCCGCCGGGCUAUCUCACUUGCUACAUGGAGCUCCGAGUGCUGGAUUUGCGUAACAACUCCUUGAUGGAGCUGCCCCAGGGCCUCUUUCUCCAUGCCAAGCGCUUAGCCCACCUGGAUCUAAGCUACAACAACCUCAGCCACGUGCCAGCCGACAUGUUCCAGGAGGCCCAUGAACUGGUGCACAUCGACCUGAGCCACAACCCCUGGCUGCGAAGAGUUCACCCCCAGGCCUUUCAGGGCCUGGUGCAGCUCAGAGACCUGGAUCUCAGCUUUGGAGGCCUGGCUUUCCUGAGCCUCGAAGCCCUUGAGGGUCUCCCCGGGUUGGUGACCCUGCAGAUCGGGGGCAAUCCAUGGGUGUGCGGCUGCACCAUGGAGCCCUUGCUAAAGUGGCUACGGAAUCGGAUCCAGCGCUGCACAGCAGAUUCUCAGCUGGCUGAGUGUCGGGGUCCCCCUGAAGUUGAAGGUGCCCCUCUCUUCUCACUCACUGAGGAGAGCUUCAAGGCCUGCCACCUGACUCUGACCCUGGACGAUUACCUCUUCAUCGCAUUUGUGGGCUUCGUGGUCUCCAUUGCUUCUGUGGCUACCAACUUCCUCCUGGGCAUCACAGCCAACUGCUGCCACCGCUGGAGCAAGGCGAGCGAAGAGGAAGAGAUUUGACACAGGUGCCUCUCACCCCUCCAUGCUGCGACUGCCACUGCACUGACGACUGGACAUCCACCCUGGCUGCCUACUCUGGAUCAUGAUGCCCUAGCCACCCCCAUCAUAGCUCAAACAAGGUUGGGAAACUGACUUUAUGUGAGCAUCUAUUUACUUUGGGCCAGGCACUAUGCUAGGAACUGGAAUCGAAGGACAAAUCCAACGCAGGCCCUGGCCACGAGGUACUUCUAAUAAAGGAGAAGUAAACUAUCCCUUUAUAUCUAACUACCCCUUUAUAUCUAAAUGUCAGUGCUCUGAGCACAAAGUUAGGGAAACCCAGAGGAUGGUCCAUCCACUGUGUCUCACAAGCCCCAGGAGAAUUACAAGAAUGGUGUGCUGGUAAGACGGGUUAUCAAAAAGAAAACAAGGUCUGGCUAUAAGUAGACAGAGAAGAGUGGACAUAGCAGGUGACAGGGCAUAAUACACAGGGUAUGCUGAGAGCAGCGAACUAUUCCCUGCAACCUAAAUGUAUAGAGGGGAGUUGUGCAGAACCAAAACCUUCCCUCUGACACCCAGUCUGUCAGCUGUCACUGCUGACAUCAUCUGCCUACCAUUGCCUCCAGGGAGUGAGGAUGUCUCCAUGCUAGCACCUUUGGCUUCCUCUUCCUAACAACGAUUGGAUGAUGCCACUUCCAAGUGACUGUCCCCAAACUGCCCCUCAACUGCAGUCUGCUGGUGAGGUCUCAGGCAGCAGGCUGAGGGUGAUAACCCUUGCUUUAUCUGCUGCCUCUGACUCAAACCUUGUCUUCAAAUAGGAAGGCAGGAGUCCCCAAAUAGGGGCAGCAAAAGUCAUGACACCCUGGGACCCCAGUUAUGUGACUGUUCAUGCCCAUGGUGCUUACACCAAAGGAUCUCACCAGGAAAGUAUAUUGUGGACCACAGAUCCUAGCAUGACAGUACCCAGGGCAGAAGGACAAAGUCACCGAGUCAUAACCACAGGAGGGUGUUUCUUUUCUUCUAAGCAACUCACCCAUUUUGAGCAUAAGGGAGAACUGUUAAUUCCUGAAUUCCUGCUAAAGUCAGGCACUGUGAUAAGUUCUUGCCUCAACUAUUCCCUUUCACACACACAACAGCCCUUCCUGGGGAAAGUUCUUCCCAUUAUGCAGAUGAAGUCAUUCAGGCUCAGAAAGGAUACAAUCACAUGCUGUGUCAUGAUCAAAAUAAAAUCAAUAUUCUUUUUACUGCCCCACCCCAAUUGGAGAAGUCACAAUUCUUUCUAAAGCUAGGCAUUUUUAUGCCUCUGAUUCUUUUCUUUCUAUCCCCACUACUGGUAGUUUUUAUUGUUCCCACUUUACAGUUACAUAUGUUAUAGAAAGUUGGGUAAUUCAUCCAGUCAUCUAGAUAAACACUAAAAAGAAGGUGGCAGGCAAGUCCUUCAGGAAACUUGUAUCUCAUCAGUCAGAAAUCAAGUGAUUGUGUGAGAAGUACAAUUCUCAUAUUUGUUGUCACCUUCAUCUUCUGUGUCAUCUGCUUCAUCACAAUCCUCCCUGUCCUGUUCAGGAGGUGUUUUCCUAGACUUCUCAUUAGCCUGUUUGGGAAACAAACCAAACAUUAGAAAUGCUAUUUUACAGAUGGGAAAGUAGAGGCUUAAGAUUGAGUGUGAUGUCAGCCUAGGUGGCAAGGUUGAACUCAGCUCAAACAUGGUCCUUUCUCUAGCGCUUCCUGAGGCAUUUGGGGAAGAGAAUGCCCUGGAGGCCUUCACAGUGGGACCCUAGAAUUCAGCAGCAUUGAACAUGUUAAUAGCCCAGCUGUGCUCAGACUAAGCUGUGCUCAGACUGAGCUGUGUUCACUGUGAGGUAAUGUCAGUCUCGAAAACACAGAAGCUGGACAAGCACCGUCUAACGGGAGACACCUUCUUUACAAUGUAUAGAUUAAGCAUUAGAAUUGGUAGCUAUGGUGGCUGUCAUAUUUUUUAAAAAUAAGUUAUUUGGGAAGCAGGAGAAGCUUCCCAGAAGCUCUGCUGUGUUGUGCUGCAAGAAAAAUUAGGGAACUGAGAAAGUGAUAGGUGAGAAUCUUUGUGGAAGGUGAGAGGUACUCAAGGCUCAGUCCAACAUGUUCUCAAGACGAACGAGGGUGAGAAUGAAAACAAGGGCUUUCUACCUUGACCCCAGCUCCUGCAAGCUUCCAUUGUGCAUCCCCAGGUAGCCCUGAAAUGAAUGAAGAAGGAAAAUAUGUCAUCUUCCAAAUCAUUUGCACUGAUCUAGUCAAGCAAAAGAGUCCCCAGAAGCCUCUCCCUGUCCCUCUUGGCUAUCCAGUCUGGGUGAGAGCCGUGCUCCUGUAGCUGUAAAGCAGAGUUGUCUACUUUCUCUGUCCACGCCACUGUGGCCAACAAGGGCAGAUGCUAGCCAUUCUUCCUCAGCCAAGCUUCGCUUAAAGUAUUUGGAAAGGAACUUUUAGAAACAGUAUUCCUAGUGAAAAUAAUAAAAAUAAUAAUAAUAAUUCACCUUUCCAUAGAGGAACACCAUGCUCAUCUAUAAUAAUCCCCUGAGUACUACUGUUUACUGAAUUAUACUUAAUAUAUUUUAAGAUAUGUACUAUGUUUUUGCAUAGAAUUAGAACCAGACAAGACACUACAUGCCCCUUGAGACCAAAUGUCCUUUUCAGUGGGACAAUUUGAUCUCUACUAAUGGCAAAGAUUUCUAAGCAAGAUAGGUGGCUUUUAAAGAAAAUGUUUCUCUAGCUUCUAGAAGCUUGUCAGUUAACUAAAGCACAAAAAAGGGAGGCAUUCAACCUCCAGACCAACAUGGCAUUCCACCUCCAACUUCUUCAUACUGUCAGAACUAAGUGUCUAGAAAUAUCCUAAUAAUCCUCACUGCAAUUGUUUGAACAUCCUGGCGACCACAAACCUGUUAUGGUGUUCUUAUAAGGUUUCAUUCCGUUUGUUCCACACUAUGUAUGUGUGCACGAUGGGGCUCCUCUAUGUCCAUAUGUCUGUCUGUGUGGUUCCACUUACAUUGGUUAUCUGCUGACUUGGAGAAUGUUGCUCCUCAUUUGGGUUCAAUUCUCUGACAAAGUCUACUCAGUUAUCUGACUGUUAUAUCAUUUGAUACACCAAGAUGGAACCCCACCAGGUGUCUGGCUGCUCAGAACAUAGGAAAAGAGACAACUCUACAUUGACACACUCUAAUGAGAACUUGGCUUCUUCGCGCUUCACUCCAUCCCCUUGAGACACGCCCCCACACAGGAGUUUCAGCCGUUCUUGACCUGAAUAUAUCAAGAUUUAACUAACCAGCAAGAUUAUAAUGGGCAAAGUCUGUCCAAGAAAAUUGUUCUUUAGAAAAGACCCCACAUUGUCAUCACACCGUUCUGGAUAACAUGCGCUGAUCAUCCUCAAACACCCACCUCUUUUUCCAUUCUUACCAUGACUCCCAUGAAAAGUCAAAGAAAUGGGUCACUCAGAGAUAUUGUUGGGUUUCAUGGCCCCUUUCAAAGGGUUGUAAAGGAUUUGAAAAGACCAGGGAAGGUAUUCCACUUAACCACUGAGGAAGAUCAAUAGCCCCAUUUUCUCCAUAAACAUAUUAGCUGUCAUUUUUUCUAGUGGUGUAAGAGCAUAAGGAGAUGUCUUUGUUCAUUCCUCAGAAGGACACUUCCCCAAAGCUAGCAAAAGGCGUCUGCUUUUCUCUACUCCAGAAGGAGGUAAAAGGAAAGGAGGCAAGUUGCAAGGUCCUUUGUAAACCCCCAUGUCUGUCACAACACCAGCUGGAAAGCUGGACCCCACAAAACUCUCUUUUCCUACGCCCUGUCCUGCAGAAUGCUGUUGUCUGGUGCUGGGAGGGUUAGGGAGGAGUAGGGAUUCAAGGGAAGAUGUCAACCUUUGUAUGGAGAUUAUUUUAUA